UCUUCCUUCCAUUGGUUCACUCCCCAAAUGGCACUAUGGCUGGUGCUGCGCCAAUCCAAAGCCAGGAGCCAGGUGCUUCCUCCUGGUCUCCCACGCGGGUGCAGGGCCAAGCACCUGGGCCAUCCUCCACUGCCUUCCCGGACCACAGCAGAGAGCUGGACUGGAAGAGGAGCAACCGAGACUAGAACCCGGUGCCCAUAUGGGAUGCCAGCGCCACAGGCAGAGGAUUAACCAAUUGAGCCACGGCGCCAGCCCCCAAGGUUAUCAUUUUGAUAGACACUUAAAUCUAUCCAAACAGAUCUUACAAAUUUUGAUUGCAUUUUAGUUUAUUAUUUUUCACAUUAUUUGAAAUGGAGAGAGAAAGAGGAGACAGAGAAAGAGAUCUUCCAUCCUCUGGUUCACUUCUCAAAUGCCCACAACAUCCAAGACCAGGCCAUGUUGAAGUCAGGAGCUCAGAAUUCAACCCAGAUCUCCCACAGAAGUGGCAGGGACCCAAGUACUUGAGCCAUCACUUGCUGCCUCCCAAGGUGAACCCUGGCAGGAAACUGGAUGAGAAAGAGAGAAGCCAGGACCUCUGACAUAGGAUGCAGCAGAUUAGCCAUGGAAUCUUUCUCCGCUGAGACCAAUUCCACUGAAUUAUUCUCACAGCCUUUGGAUAACCCCCUCAUGAUUCUCUCUAUGGUCCUUCUCAGCCUCACUUUUUUAUUAGGGCUGCCAGGAAAUGGACUGGUGUUAUGGGUGGCUGGCCUGAAGAUGCAGCGGACGGUGACCACGGUUUGGUUUCUCCAUCUCACAGUGGCAGACUUUAUCUGUUGCCUCUCCUUGCCCCUCUCCCUGGCUCACUUGGUUCUCAACGGAUACUGGCCCUAUGGCUGGUUCCUUUGCAAGCUCAUCCCCUCCGUCGUUAUCCUCAACAUGUUUGCCAGCGUCUUCCUGCUCACAGCCAUUAGCCUGGACCGCUGUCUCGUGGUCUUCAAGCCAAUCUGGUGCCAGAAUCAUCGCACUGUCAAGACAGCCUUGACUAUCUGUGGGUGCAUCUGGGUGAUGGCCUUUAUAAUGUGCAUUCCUGUGUUUGUGUACCGGGAAACGUUCACCUUACAUGGCCAUGAAAUGUGUGGCUACAAUUUUGAUCUCUACAGCUCACUAGAUUAUUCAGACUUCCCCUUUGAUCUCGAUUUCCUGGAAAACGGGUCUUUUUACAACUACAUUGUUCAGCUGCCAGGAGACAUGGAUAAUGGGUUAGAUCCUUCCUCUAUCCAAACAGAUGAGCAACUGUGGACAGCAACCAUGGACCUCCAUUUUCAAACAUUUCAAGGACCUUUGAGAGACUCAUUCCCCACAAGAUUAUCUCAUCAACCUCCACGUGAUAAUUUAUUCAAGCCUACCAGUGUCGUUCCACCUACAGUUCCCAAUGGGUUUCCCACUGAAGAGCACGGAACUAACCCACUGGAUCAUUCUGGUGCUUUCCUGCCUACUGACUUAGAACUUCUUCCUAGUACUUCUGGACAUUCUUUAUAUGCAUCUGAACUAUCGCAAGAUCUCCAGUAUGAUUAUUUAGAUCAAUAUAAACAUGUCAGUCAACCCCUGCUGGUAAUAACCUUCACAAGGUUAGUGAUCGGUUUCCUACUGCCCUUUGUCAUCAUGGUGACCUGUUAUACUUUCAUUGCCUGCAGAAUGAAGCAGGGUCGCUUUGCUAAGUCAGGGAGCAAAACCAUUCGCUUGGCCAUGGUGGUGGUGACUGUGUUUUUUGUCUGCUGGGCUCCAUAUCACAUGGUUGGAGUCCUGUUAUUGUUUUUUGAUUCAGAAACUCCCUUUGGGGAAACACUGGUGGCCUGGGACCAUCUAUCCAUUGCUUUAGCAUCUGCCAAUAGUUGCUUCAAUCCCUUCCUUUAUGCCCUCUUGGGGAAAGAUUUCAGGAAGAAAGCAAGGCAGUCCUUGCAGGGCAUUCUGGAGGUGGCCUUCAACGAGGAGCUCACACACUCCACCAGCUAUACCCGAAACAAGGCCUUUUCAGAAAGGAGCACCAUCAGCACAACUGUGUGAAAAUCUGGAGCAGAGGUUCUGACCUAGCGGGAGACAUUCCCCACAAGAUUAUCUCGUCAACCUCCACGUGAUAAUUUAUUUAAGCCUACCAGCAUCGUUCCACCUGCAGGAUGAGGGACAUGGUGGACAGAAGAAUGUGGAAACCUUCAGUCGAGUAUGGUCUCCAAGUAUGGUCCUGGACCACUGCCCUCAGCAUCACCCGGAAAGUUGUUAGAAAUGCAAAUUCGUAAGCCCUAUCACAGACCUGUCGAAUCAGAAUCUCUAGGGGAUGGGGCCUGGUAGGGGUUUUAACAGGCUUUCAUGUUUCUGAUUAACACAUAAUCUGAGAAGCAUUUCUACCUCAAACUAAGCCAUGUGAGAUAAAUGAAAAAUCAAACCUGUUUUUUAAUAUUUCCAUCAUUACAUUUUUUCCUUAAUAUCAUCUAAACCCCCUUCUAGAUUAAAUUUAAAACAGCAGGGGAUGGUCCAAAUGCUUGGGCCCUUGCUGUCUCUGUGGAUGGAGUUCCUGCCUCCUGAUUUCAGGCUGGUCCAGAGCUGGCUGUUGCCAUUUUGAGAAUGAUCCAGCAGAUGGACAAUCUCUCUCUCUCUCUGUCUCUAUCACUCUGCUUUCAAAUAAAUAAAUCUUCUUAGAAUACCACCAAAAAAUUUUAAUUAUUAGAAGUAUCUUUCGGGGCCAGUGCCGUGGCAUGGUAGGUUAAUUCUCUGCCUGUGGCACUGGCAUCCCAUAGGGGUGCCAGUUCUAGUCCUGGCUGCCCCUCUUCCAAUCCAGCUCUCUGCUAUGGCCUGGGAAAGCAGUGGAAGAUGGCCCAAGUGCUUGGAUCCCUGCACCCAUGUGGGAGACCAGAAAGAAGCUCCUGGCUCCUGGCUUCGAAUCAGCGCAGCUCCAGCUGUUGCAGCCACCUGAGGAGUGAACCAAUGGAAGGAAGACCUUUCUCUCUCUCUCUCUCUAACUGUCUAUAACUCUUCCUCUCAAAUAAAUAAAUAAAAUCUUAAAAAAAAAAAAGAAGUAUCUUUCAUGCCAAAAUUACCAGAUGUAUCUUUUGGGUUUUAAAAUUAAUAAUCUUUACAUUUACCAAAGUAAUAUAUGUGCAUAGUUUAAAAAUAAUUCAAGGCUGAUAGUGAAAUAUAAAAGACCACCUAUUCAGUUCUGCCCAGACAACCCUUGUGACAAUUUUAGUUCUUCUGCUAUUUGCCAUGUUUCUAAGUCAUGUGCUUCUGUAGAUAUGAUGACUUCUUGCUUUGAAAGGUAAAGAUGUUUAUUCAAAUCCCCAUAUUUUUGUGUAUGUACCACAACAGUCAUAAUUAACCAUAUUUUGUCUAUGACCACACAUUUUUCUUCCAAUUCCCACACAUGACAACCAUUUAUAUAGGUUUUUUUCUAUCCUAUUUUUUUUAAAAAUUACCCAGCUUUCAGUAACUUUUCAUUUUUCUCUAUGUAUAAACUUUAUGUAUUAAACCCCUGAAACACCAGGUGUACAUGUACCACAAUAUACCCUCAUCCAAGCUAAAAUCAAUGAUUUAAUCCAAGAAAUAGAAAAUGACUGUGGUUUAGUCUUGCAAGACAUUAUUUGUACAGCAGUUGAAGUGAGGGGUCUAGACUAGAUUUGUUAUAAAAUACAACACAUAGAAAUUUCAAAUCACUAGGAAUUUUUUUGGGUGUGAGGCAAUAAUGUCUGACACAUUUUCAAUGCUACUUUGCCAAUUUAAUUUGCUUAGAUGUUCAAUGUGAAUAAAUGUGUUUUUCUCAUGGUUCCCUGCAAGGCUCAUUGAUUCACAGAUCCUUUUAAUCGUUUGACACUCAGAAUAUGUCCCAAUCUCAAAAUAUGGAGAAAAUAAAUCUCAGAGACAAUAAACUUGUUAUAAUAAGAAUCAGUCAGGAUCUGGAAAUCCCAACGCAUUCCCUAAGACUCAGCGUGUAAAUUCUGAACUCUUAGGGCUAGCGUAUAGGAUGUUAGGGAUAUUAGGAUGAAUAAACUUGGCAUGGUUAUAAGGACUUAAUGCACAAUGAGUAAUUGCAUUUCCUUUUGAGAGUGCCAUUUACUUUGGAAAUGUACUCUGAAGAAAUUCCUACAGUUUACGAUCCCCACAGUAGAAGAUGGUCCAAAUCCUUGGGCCCCAGCACCCACGUGGCAGACUUGCAAGAAGCUCCUGGCUCCUGGCUUUGGACUGGCACAGCUCCAGCCAUAAUGACUAUUUGGAGAGUGAACCAGUAGAAUGGAAGAUCUCUCUCUCUCUCUCUCUCUCUCUCUCUACCUCUCUUAUACUGCCUUUCAAAUAAAUAAAUAAAUCUUAAAAAAAAAAAAAAGCGGCCGGCGCCGUGGCUCAAUAGGCUAAUCCUCCACCUUGCGGCGCCGGCACACCGGGUUCUAGUCCCGGUCGGGGCGCCGGAUUCUGUCCCGGUUGCCCCUCUUCCAGGCCAGCUCUCUGCUAUGGCCAGGGAGUGCAGUGGAGGAUGGCCCAGGUGCUUGGGCCCUGCACCCCAUGGCAGACCAGGAAAAGCACCUGGCUCCUGGCUCCUGCCAUCGGAUCAGCGCGGUGCGCCGGCUGCAGCGGCGGCCAUUGGAGGGUGAACCAACGGCAAAGGAAGACCUUUCUCUCUCUGUCUCUCUCUCUCACUGUCCACUCUGCCUGUCAAAAAUAAAAAAAAAAAAAAAGCAUACCUUUUAACUCUUUCCCAUGCAUCUUACAAAAACGUCUGGGAGUUGGUGUUUGGCUCAGCAGUGAAGACAUCACAUGGGGUGUUUGCAUCCCAUCUCAGAGUGCCCGGUCCAAGUCUCAGCUCCUCUUCCAAUUCCAGCUUCCUGCUAAUGCAAACCCUGAAAGGCAGCAGGUGAGCCCUCAGCGUGGUUGAGUCCCUGCCACCCACACAGGGACAUUCAGAUUGAGUUCCAGGCUCCUGGAUUUGGCCUGGCCCAGCCCUGGCUAUUUGUGGGCAUUUGGGGAGAGAACCAGAAGAUGUGAGGUUAUGCGCCUUUCUCCCUGCAUCUGUGUCUGAUUUUCAAAUAAAAUAAAUAAAUAAUCACUUUUUAAAAUGUCAGAGUCAGGGCCGGAGCUGUGACGUAGCAGGCAAAGCCUCUGCCUGCGGCACCAGCAUCCCAUGUGUGUCUCAGCUGCUCCUCUUCCAAUCCUGCUCCCUGCUAAUGGCCUAGGAAAGCAGUGGAAAAUGGUCCUACUUCUUGGGUCCCUACACUCACAUGGGAGACCCAGAGAAGCUUUUGGCUCCUGGCUUUGGAUGGAUUAGCUCCAGCUAUUGUGGCCAUUUGGGGAAUAAACCAUCAGAUAGAAGACCUUUCACUCCGCCUCUCCCUCUCUGUCUGUAGCUCUGCCUCUCAAAUAAAUAAAAUCUUAAAAAAAAAAAAAAAUCAGGGUCAAUUAAUUAAACCCAGUAGCAGGAGGUGCAAAAGGCGUUAAAGACCAAUCAAACCACUAUAUUCCAAAAGCUGUACCUAUGAAAUUUAUAUUAAAUGAAAGUUUUCUAAAAAUAAUAAUAAUAAAGUAUACCCUGCAUUAGAAAAAAAAAAGACCAAUCGAAACCAAAUAGU
Molecule: messenger RNA, 5585 nt
Organism: Oryctolagus cuniculus (rabbit)
Lineage: Eukaryota; Metazoa; Chordata; Mammalia; Lagomorpha; Leporidae
Source: RefSeq, a predicted model, not a curated record